Messenger RNA from Callorhinchus milii (elephant shark), 4994 nucleotides. RefSeq names its product calcium/calmodulin-dependent serine protein kinase a (gene caska). NCBI's taxonomy places the organism in Eukaryota, Metazoa, Chordata, Chondrichthyes, Chimaeriformes, Callorhinchidae. Gene Ontology annotation, biological process: regulation of neurotransmitter secretion; protein phosphorylation. Gene Ontology annotation, cellular component: cell-cell junction; plasma membrane; basolateral plasma membrane. Gene Ontology annotation, molecular function: protein kinase activity; ATP binding; signaling receptor binding. The coding region runs from base 49 to 2811 and encodes 920 amino acids. The record is from RefSeq and is a predicted model, not a curated record. The transcript has 26 exons.
GUAUUUAUUUUACUCCUCUGAUCCUCACUCCUCUUUUAAUUGUCGACCAUGGCCGACGAUGACGUCCUGUUUGAAGAUGUGUAUGAGCUGUGUGAAGUGAUCGGAAAGGGACCAUUCAGUGUUGUGCGACGAUGUAUCAACAGAGAAACUGGACAGCAGUUUGCUGUGAAGAUUGUAGAUGUGGCCAAAUUCACCUCCAGUCCUGGCCUGAGCACAGAAGAUUUGAAGAGGGAAGCAAGCAUCUGUCAUAUGCUGAAACAUCCACACAUUGUGGAACUACUGGAAACAUACAGCUCUGAUGGCAUGCUAUAUAUGGUCUUUGAAUUCAUGGAUGGUGCAGACCUCUGUUUUGAAAUUGUGAAACGGGCAGAUGCAGGUUUUGUUUACAGUGAAGCUGUAGCCAGUCACUACAUGCGACAGAUACUAGAAGCACUGCGCUAUUGUCAUGACAAUAAUAUCAUUCAUCGAGAUGUGAAGCCACAUUGCGUGUUACUUGCCUCAAAGGAGAAUUCAGCCCCUGUGAAACUUGGUGGGUUUGGAGUGGCCAUUCAGCUUGGAGAGUCUGGUCUUGUUGCUGGAGGUCGUGUAGGAACACCACAUUUUAUGGCACCAGAAGUUGUCAAAAGAGAGCCAUAUGGAAAACCAGUAGAUGUUUGGGGUUGCGGAGUGAUACUUUUUAUUCUGCUCAGUGGUUGUUUGCCAUUUUACGGAACAAAGGAAAGAUUAUUUGAUGGCAUCAUUAAAGGGAAAUACAAGAUGAAUCCGAGGCAAUGGAUCCAUAUCUCAGAGAGUGCCAAAGACCUGGUGCGUCGUAUGCUUAUGUUGGACCCUGCAGAAAGGAUAACUGUUUAUGAGGCACUCAACCACCCUUGGCUGAAGGAGCGCGAUCGCUAUGCAUACAAGAUUCAUCUCCCGGAAACUGUGGAACAGCUGAGAAAAUUUAAUGCAAGAAGGAAGUUGAAGGGGGCCGUAUUAGCAGCUGUGUCCAGCCACAAAUUCAACUCUUUCUAUGGGGACCCUCCUGAGGAUCUGCCCGAUUUCUCUGAAGACCCCACUUCCUCAGGGGCUGUUUCACAGGUACUGGACAGUUUGGAAGAAAUCCAUGCACUAACAGAUUGCAGUGAAAAGGAUCUGGAUUUUUUGCACAGCGUUUUCCAAGAUCAGCAUCUUCAUACACUACUUGAUUUAUAUGACAAGAUCAACACAAAGUCAUCGCCACAGAUUAGAAAUCCACCAAGUGAUGCUGUACAGAGGGCUAAAGAGGUACUGGAAGAGAUUUCAUGUUAUCCAGAAAACAAUGAUGCAAAGGAACUGAAGUGCAUCCUAACACAGCCUCAUUUUAUGGCCUUACUGCAGACCCAUGACGUUGUGGCACAUGAGGUUUACAGUGAUGAAGCACUGAGAGUUACACCUCCACCAACCUCUCCUUAUCUAAACGGCGAUUCACCAGAAAGCGCAAACGGAGACAUGGAUAUGGAAAAUGUAACACGGGUUCGACUGGUGCAGUUCCAAAAAAACACAGAUGAACCUAUGGGAAUCACUUUAAAAAUGAAUGAGUUGAACCACUGUAUUGUUGCAAGGAUAAUGCAUGGUGGAAUGAUUCAUAGACAAGGAACACUCCAUGUUGGCGAUGAAAUCAGAGAAAUAAAUGGCAUCAGCGUAGCCAACCAGACAGUGGAGCAGCUUCAAAAGAUGCUUAGGGAAAUGCGAGGAAGCAUCACCUUCAAGAUUGUGCCAAGUUAUCGCACUCAGUCUUCUUCCUGUGAGAGAGAUUCCCCUUCCACAUCCAGACAGUCCCCUGCUAACGGCCAUAGCAGCACUAAUAAUUCUGUUUCGGACUUGCCAUCAACUACUCAACCAAAAGGACGACAGAUUUACGUUCGAGCCCAAUUUGAAUAUGACCCAUCAAAGGAUGACCUUAUACCUUGCAAAGAGGCUGGGAUCCGAUUCCGGGUUGGAGAGAUCAUACAGAUCAUUAGCAAAGAUGAUCAUAACUGGUGGCAGGGCAAGCUGGAAAACUCUAAAAAUGGUACAGCAGGACUCAUCCCCUCUCCAGAACUCCAGGAAUGGCGUGUGGCAUGUAUAGCAAUGGAAAAGACCAAACAGGAGCAGCAGGCCAGCUGUACCUGGUUUGGAAAGAAGAAGAAACAGUACAAGGAUAAAUACCUGGCCAAGCACAACGCAGUCUUUGAUCAACUAGAUCUCGUCACAUAUGAAGAAGUAGUAAAACUGCCGGCCUUUAGAAGGAAGACACUAGUGUUACUAGGUGCCCAUGGGGUUGGGCGAAGACACAUUAAAAACACACUGAUCACAAAACAUCCAGACAGAUUUGCAUAUCCUAUUCCACACACUACCCGACCUGCUAGAAAAGACGAAGAAAAUGGCAAAAAUUACCAUUUUGUUUCACAUGACCAAAUGAUGCAGGAUAUUUCGAAUAAUGACUAUUUGGAGUAUGGCAGCCACGAGGAUGCAAUGUAUGGGACAAAACUGGAAACGAUACGCAAGAUCCACGAACAAGGACUGAUUGCAAUACUAGAUGUUGAGCCCCAGGCCUUGAAGGUUUUGCGGACCUCAGAGUUUGCCCCGUUUGUCGUUUUCAUUGCUGCUCCUACUAUUACACCAGGCAUGAAUGAGGAUGAAUCUCUUCAACGCCUGCAGAAGGAAUCAGAAAUCCUACAGAAAACAUAUGCACACUACUUUGAUCUAACCAUAAUCAACAAUGAAAUAGAUGAGACCAUCAGGCAUCUGGAAGAAGCCAUUGAACUUGUGUGUACUACACCGCAGUGGGUCCCUGUCUCCUGGGUAUAUUAAGGACUGGGCAGAGAAACCAUGAACUUUAUCAUUCCCUAGCAUCACCCUGACAUUAGACUUUGUAAAUGACCUAGCAUCAAGUCUUGCCCCUUAUAUACUGCCUAGGAUUAGUGUGCCCUAAAUUUUUUGAUUUAUUGUCAUGUCCUACUAGAUGGAUGGAGAGAAAACUUUUACCAAACUCUUAAAGAGACAGUGUCCCUUUUUAAAGUUGGGUUUGGGCUGUACUUCAGACUUAUCAAAAAUCUGAUCUAAAAAAUGCCUUCUAACCUAUGCAUGUACACUAUACAAAGUCCAAAACGACUCUGAAAAUGUGCAUGAACACUUCUUUUUACUAUGAGACUUAUUUUAAAUAAACCAAAAGAAAGCUUACACAUUUUAUAGACACUCAUUUCUUUAAAUAAAUAUUUUUCAAAUGACGUGCAUCCUUUUAAUUUACCAGUGUAAAUGGCGUGCUCUUACUAGUACACAGGCUAUUUGCAAAUGUUUCAGUUUAAUUUUAAUUUGGACAUUAAUUUAUUUUAAAUGCAGAAUCUACAUCAUUUGCAGUCCUUAAAAGUCCCUGAUGGAAACCUUAACCAAUAUUUUGGGCAUGGAACGUUGAAAGCCUUCAGCCAUGUUUUGGAGGGUGGUUGUGUUAAUAAAAGCAUUGGGUAGUUCUGAUUUUUUUAAAAGGAAACCCACCUACCUAGGUUAAAAGGGAUACUGUCACUUAAAAUUUAAAAAUGUACAAACAUUUUAGAGGUUUGAAUCGGGUGUUACUGCAUGUGGACAGUUACAAGCAUUCAUGCUGUUGGUGUAUCUGUGUUGGAAACUGUAUUCUACAGCAACUUACAUUCCAUUUGUUGGAAAAAAUUACCCAAGGGAAUAAUUAUUCAAAAAAACAACUGUAAACCUAUGCACAUCCCUUGCAUUGUGGGCAAGUUUAUAAACAACUGAUUUUUAAUCAUGUAGUGAAAUGUGUUUGUACUUUGUUGCAAUUUAAUUUGUUCUAAGGGGAAGAAUUACCAGUUUUGCCAUUUCAGAUAUGUGUCGUCUUUGAAUAUAAAUAUUUUAAUUACGUUGAAUCUGGAAAAAUUGUUUAAUUUUUAUCAUGAAAGUAAAUGUAUUUACAAAAUGCACACAUUUUACUAUAGAAAUACUGGGCAAAGAAGAAAAGGUUUGUUGUCGGGUACAAGCAGUUCAGCUCACAACACUACUUCAUUCUAACUGGCCUGUAAAUGCCUCCGAAGAUGACGACAAACACAGAAACUACAGUCUGGACAAUUUUUUAAAAUAUACUUCCUUUUAUGUGGUCAAUUUUUCUGAGUUUUGUUUAUUCCCUUGUCACCUUUCUACAACGUAUUGAAUUGAUGUAAUAUAACCAUGUAAAACUGAAUGGGCUACAGUUAUUGACCUUCAGUACAGCUGCCUGCCUAUGACAACCUUGUGUUUGAUCAUAAAGCUGUACGUUCUACACUUAUGUAAGUGGUCAAUGGCAGGACCAGCAAAUGGUGCUGAACAUCACAAACUGAACAGUACGACUGGUCAUGUAAUAUACAAAUGAAAAUACUGUGGAAAAUGUAAAAGAAAACAAAGCACAACUUCACAACUGAAACCUAUUGAGCAUUUUCAUAUUUUCAGAAAACUCAGUUCAGAUAGAGAAAAAUGGUAUUUUUAAACCUGUUCCCAUCAGGAUUUUAGAGCACAGAUGAAUGCAUUGUUUGCCUUAAGACAUUUUGUAACCUAAUUCCUACUUUCUUUGAUGUAAUAUUACCAUUCCUAACAGUAUUGAAAGGAGAUUUACAUAUCUGUUACACAUUUCAGAAAGUGCAUAUUGUUGCAUUAUUGAAUAAUAAUAUUGCCAUGGAUGCUUUGGUGAAACACAAUUGGCUAUGGAAAUGUAUUAAAGGACAAAUGGUACAGUCAAGAAUUUUGAAGAAUAUGUAGAUCAAUUAUAAUAGCAACAUUUAUUGUUUAAUUCAUGAAUUCUUUAUUAAUGUUUUUCUGCAAUUUUCACACCAAAAAAAUGACUCCAGUUUACCAUUUAGUGCCCUCUGUUAUAAACAUAUCAGUUCAGUUAUAGGUAAAAUUAAGUCAUUAAUUAUAGCCUUCCAGAACAUAGCAAAUACAAUACUCAAAACUAGAAAUAAUCAAACUAUGAUCAAUGUACAGUAGAUGAUGGAAUAAAAAAUUGUUGCCCUUGC